Aspergillus chevalieri is the source of this 1446-nucleotide messenger RNA. RefSeq lists its product as uncharacterized. The record is from RefSeq and is a predicted model, not a curated record. The transcript is spliced from 4 exons. NCBI's taxonomy places the organism in Eukaryota, Fungi, Ascomycota, Eurotiomycetes, Eurotiales, Aspergillaceae. The coding region runs from base 1 to 1446 and encodes 481 amino acids.
AUGGAUCCGUCCGGCCUCGUUCGCGGACACAAGAGCAACCUUCAACUUCUCAAGCCUGUACUACGCGCAUAUGCACUGGGAUACCUCUCCUCGACUACUCCGAAAGUCAUAUCCAGCUUCAGGUGUCUCCGGAGAAAGGAGUUGGGCUAUAAGGAGAAACUUCAAGAGAUUGUACGUGCUGUGACAUGCACAAUACGCCUAAAUAGCUUCCCUUCUUUCUGUGCUUUUCUGGUUGGAGGAUCGACCAUUUCUCCCAUUUUACUUCUACGUCUAUGUGACCUGGUGGCUCGUAGGCUUGAUUCCAAAGCCAAUGUCUUCAAGUCGCAAAGCUUUGUGCGAUUUGUCCGCUUUACCACUGCAUUUUUAUCAUCCCUAUUGAGUUUGCAACUCCUAAACCAGAAACCUAUCAAUUUGCAGACAACUAGUCGCAAUGUAAGCGAUGAUGCACAGAACAACGGGAAAGCACAAGAUCCUCGCGAAUUUGCGGGUAGGACAAUGGACCUCACCCUUUUCACUUUCACGAGAGCUAUUGACGCCCUGGUUUGUCUGGCAUGGUCGACCUGGUGCCGUCGUCGUAAAACCCAAGGUCGCUUGACAUGGGCAGAGACUGUUGCACCUCAGCUAGCUGACGCGGGGGCUUUCGCUGCGAGUUCUGCAAUCGUGAUGUGGGCAUGGUUCUAUCUUCCAGAGAGAUUACCCAGGUCUUACGGGAAAUGGAUUGGAGAGAUAGCUAGGGUGGAUUCUCGUUUAAUCGAGGCACUUCGCCGCGCACGGAGAGGGCAAUUUGUGUAUGGAAAAGACACAGGCCAGGCGCCCCUUCUCGAAUCCAUGUGCAGGGACUAUAAUUGGCCACUGGAAUGGGGCAGCCCGGCGAAGACAUUUCCUAUUCCUUGUCAGAUGGUGCACAUGGAUUGCGGUCCAAAUUGCGAGUUCCAUGCUUUUAUGCGCUUUGUUCGAACUCUCAAGGUUGCUUGUGCAACCUACAUACCACUCCAACUCGUCUUUCGUUUUCGGGCUUUGAAAUCCCGGCAGUCUGUCGUCCGGGCACUAACUGAUGCUUUGCGAUCGUCUGCAUUCCUUUCUGCGUUCGUUACUCUCUUCUACUACUCCGUUUGUCUCGCUCGAACCAGGCUAGGACCAAAACUUUUUGACCAGAAAACUGUCACGCGGCAGAUGUGGGACUCAGGACUCUGUGUUGGUGCUGGAUGUAUUAUGUGUGGCUGGAGCAUACUUGUUGAGAAGCCACGAAAGAGACAAGAACUUGCAUUAUUCGUGGCGCCCAGGGCUGCAGCAACUGUGCUGCCACGGGUGUAUCCCAAAAAGUACCAAAACCGGGAGUAUGCCACUUUUGCGACGAGCGCGGCUAUUAUUUUCACCUGUCUUCAAGAACGACCUAAUAUGAUCCGCGGUGUCUUUGGGAAAAUUGCAAAUGGUGUCUUGAAAUAG